CGCAGCCAGCACGCGGUCUCCACGGUAACCGCGGUGCAGUUUCUCGGCUCGACCUCGUCUAGAAUGUGAACCUGCAGCCGCUUGCUCCGCAUCCACAGCGGCCGCACGACAGCGGCAGAAGAAGUAGAAGAAGAAGAUGUUCUCGGACGCGUCGAACGAGGCUGCCGCUAGCUGCACCUCCUCGUCCUGGCAGCAGCAGCGGCAGGGGCAGGGCCCUCAGGCCCGGGCCGACGCGGCCGUCCAGAGCGAGCCGCCGCAGAGGCGCGACGCCGCGAGCCGGGCGAGGCGCUGCGUUACUCGCGGCUCGCAGACGGACGCGAGCCCCCCCGAGGCGGCCUCGCGGGGUCCCGGGCGCGGCGACGAGGACGAGGAGGAGGGCCUCCUGGCGUUCCUGCUCGCAGUCGAACCCCUCCUGAGCGGCCUGCUCCGCAUGAACGCCGCGAGCCAAGCGUUUGACGGCCACGACGUGGACUGGACGGAGCGCGGAGUGGAGAUGUCCUGCUUGCAUGAGCUGAGCUACGGAGAGGCAAAGACCCGAGGGCUGGCUGCGACUGCCGUCAGUUGGAGCUGCACAGGAGCCAUGAUUGGUGUGGCCUUUGGACGACUGAAUGACGGAGAUUGGACUGUGGAGAACUCGAUGAUCUGCUUGUGGAAUGUGUGCCGGAGAGGGCUGAUCCCAGACGUGCCUGAUCGCACAUUGGAUGUUCCAGGCUGCCUGCUGUGCCUCACCUUCCACCCCACAUGGCCAGCGGUCAUUGCGGGUGGUGCAAGCAGCGGAGAGGUGUUUGUGUGGGACACAUCGCAGGAGGAAGAUCCACUCCUGGCCCAUAGUGGCGUAAAUGCCACUACACACCAGCAGCCUGUGACCCAGGUGCAGUGGGUCCAUUCUCCAGGUCAGAGCCGGGUGCUGUUGCUCAUGUCGGCUGGGUUGGAUGGGUGCGUGAUGACGUGGAGAGUGGAGCUGAGCACAAGGAAAAUCACCCCAAACAACAGGGUUGUGCUCCUAGCAAAGCAUCUUCCCGGCACCUCCAACCUCAGCAAAGUACAGAGUGAGCUGCCUCUGGGCAUCACGGCAUUCUCACUCUCGGAGGAUUCAUCCAUGUGCGUGGCUGGGCUGGAGGGCGGGCAGGUGGUCAGGUGUCCCCUGGAUCCUCUCGAGCAACCAACUCGAAAAGACCAGCCGCCUUUAAACACGAAGAGCCCAGCCUUGUUCCCCUUCGUGAAGCACCAAGGACCGGUGUACGCUGUUAACUUCUCUCCUUUCAACAGGAACGCGUUUCUGAGCGGCGGCAUAGACGGGCAGGUGCGCGUGUUCUCAGCGCUGCUUCACGACCCCGUUCUCGUGGUGCGCGCCGCAACCUCCUACGUCCUGGCCGCUGCCUGGUCGCCCGCGCGGCCCCUGGUGCUCGCCGCAUCAACUGCAGAAGGUGAACUACUGUUAUUUGACCUGGCCAUUAAGGACAGUGGUCCCGUACACUGCAUACAAGCAAGUCCAAGUUUGAGUCCAGUCUCCUGCCUCGCCUUCAACCCAAAGCAACCGGGACUGUUGGCAGUGGGUUUACAGUCUGGAGCAGCGCGUGUCUGGACCCUGCCUCCGGAGUUAAUUGUCCCCGGAGUUCACGAGACGGAUCGUCUUAAGCAGUUGGUCAGUGCAACUAGCGACUAAAGUGUUCAGACUAAAGCCGAACUAGAUUUAACGUACACGAUGCACUUGGACAACGUCUCUUAUUGUCAACUUGGAACAUGGACCGUUAUCUUGCCGUUGAAAAUGUUCAAAUAAAUGGCGCACGAAUUGAAAAGUCUUGAGACACACUUGGGAGGCUGAGCACUCACGAAUUGCCAACACAUGACCCAUCAACAUCACAAAAGAGAAAACAGAAGCACGCAAACAUAACCAGUCAAGUAAACAGAUUUUAUUUGUAUACAGAAAACCAGGCUUCAACUUCAGUAGCAACAUAGGAGCAUACGCGAUUUCAUCCGUGCGUUUUGAGGUAUCGCGAUGUUGUCGUUUUCACCAUGACCGUUUCAAAAGCCAGUCGUCAACCCCUACGGUACGAAUCACUUCCUGACGCUGAAAAUACGCCGGAGAGCUUCCUCACAAAUUACAGUGCCUCCGCUGAAAAACACCCAAUUAAAAAUCACGCGAGCAACAGCACAACGCGUUGAUAUGCGUGGCAACGCGACCCAUUGGUGGAAAACUGUUUAAAGAAAAAAAACAAUAGUUGACCAGCAGAUAUUUGUGUACAUUCACGAUUGUAAUUGCCAGCUCAGGAAUAAGUAGUAAGCCUGUUGUACCAACUUUUCUGAAAUAUGCUAAGGUUUGUUAAAGGGCACAUUCAAUGCAGCUGUGGUAAGUUAAAAUAGAUGCAGAUACCAUCAUCAAAACUAAAUUAAAACUAAACCUUUUAUAGUUAUUUUACCAGGUAAAUCCACGUGACCACGAGGAGUGACAUGCAAUCUCCAAAUAUACAACAGGUGUCGGUGUCGGGAUCGAAACCACGACCUCCUGUAUACCAGGCGAGGAAGUUAACAUCUCACCACCGUGAUAUUUUGUUACGUAACAGAUGCACGGCAGAGUGGGCUUCUUCUGGGCGCGAUAGCAAGUAGUCCAUGGGCCAGAGCAGAUGUCGGUACCACCUAAUGUAGCAAAACCUUAGCUGUAACAAUGUAUUAAUGGCAAAUGAGUGGAUUAUUUGAUAAUAGUAGACAAUUACUUUAUUAGUAAACAUGUCGCUUGAUAACCCACUCAUUUUAAAUGGUCGUAAUUCACCGUCAUUGGUCACGUAAAGAAAUUGGAGCCGAUAAAGUUACGCCACCUCAGGUGGUACUGACAAGUGAAAUAUCUGGCCUAGGCUCAUGGACAAAAAAGCAGUUAAAUGUCGGCCUCAGACUCGCUCAGUAUGAGUAGUUUGGGCAGCAGGCUGUAACAGCCUGCUUCUUUCCACACAUCAGUAACUAACUUAACGGCUGGACGCAAGCAAUUAAUGCUUUUGUGGUUGCAUUGUCCUUGUACUGCUCGCAUUCUGGGUGUAGCACUGGUGAGAUGAUGCCACAAAGGAGGCCGUCUCUGGUGCAGGCCAAUCGGUUUCAAGGACUGCAUAUAUUAUCAAAGCAUAUUUGCGUUUUAUAGCACAAGAAUGUGUGGUCGCGCAUAUUACGAUGCCUGGCAAUGGGAGUCUGCUUGGGUGUCUUAACUUCUUAACACCUGUAGUUACACUCCUCCAGAGGUGUCGUCUCAAUACCCAUAUUCUCUGCUUCUGUAGAACCCAGAAGCACAAUUGCCAGCUUCAGUAAACGUUAAUAGAGUAUAAAUUAAGGAAUUUGCUAGAUCAGUAAACACUGGAUUACUAAUGCCUGUACAAAUGACUUUACAUUCCAAAAGCCAAACACUGCAACGUAGCUGUAAAACAUGAUGGCAUAUUUUAGUUUAUGCUAAAGUAUGACAAUUCUUUUUUUUAAAGCUGUGCUCUUGUGGAAUACUUUAAUGUUGACAGCAGUGCACGACUUAUUCAACUUUUCCCAAUGUGCCAUUGCCCAUCAUCAUGAGUCGCUCGAAGCGGUCGGUCGUAGGAAAGGAGGUGGAGGCGGCCGCGAUUGGGGUUCAUCUUUACGUCGGUGCUUUCGUCACCCUCCGCAGGGAAAUGGCGCAAAAAAUAUCGCGGGGAGGGGAAUUUGUCCAGAUGAUUGCCGAUGGAAUCGCGGACUCAACAACGCAAGUUGUGCACGCACGAGACUCUCUCAAAGGAUCGGCACUGUAAUUGUAUUUAAAGUUGGCAGCAUUUUUAAAUCCUUUAUAUUAACUUCACUUGCUUGCUUGCUUAGGACCGUGCAAAUCUUUCGGUGGUUUUUUAACCCACUUCCCAUGAUCCAAUCGAGCUGACAUUUUCCACACAGACUCGUUGUGCGUGACAAUUAAUGUUCGUGAAAAUUUUUUUUCCAAAAUUGUACACUUUUUAGGACAAAAAUAUUAUAUUUAAUUACCAAUUGCUUAAUGCUGCCAUGCAAUCAUCUGACCCAUAGGUGGCAGCCAUCUCAAGCCAGAGGACGAGAGGACUCUAGCCGCCACGCAUAUAAAGGAUUUGUAGUGAAAAACUUUGUUUUUACGGGUUAUACUUGUUAUCGCUCACCCUGCUUAUCAUUUAAGACAAAUGCUCGGAAACGCCAUGGGAAGGAACUUUCUGGGUUUUUGUUGUUGUUGAAUACUGCAAGUACAAAAUACUGGUCUCAUAUUUUGGCUUUGAAGCCGGCAGAAAAAGCCCAGAAACUCAGACACAUUCAAGUAACUUCAGAGAUUCCUAUGCCAUUACCAAAGUACAAAAUAACCACAAGUGAAAACAUUUCAAACCAGCCACAGCAAGCCAGGAUUCUUUGGUUCAUUGUAUCUGCCCUAUAAAAAUGACCUCAAACUGUAUGUUCAUUAUGUUCACAAAGACUAUUGGGGGCACUGUAUAUUUAAACAAAGGGUAGGUUUUCUUUUUUUACAAUCUUUUUAAAACAAGGCUACAAAUUUUGUUCUACUUUAUAACUUGAUAUGGAUAUUGGAUAUAAAAUACUUUUACAAAGAUGAUUACAAAGAAAUUAAAACAAAUUAUACAGUGGAAUUCAACAGGGUGGUUUUGGCUUCUAUUUGUACUUUUUACACUUAUCGUUUUAUCUUUAUCUAAUCGUACGAAAAAAAACUAAGCUAAGUGACAAUCCUAAAGGUCAGCCACGGUGACACGCAAGUGAUCCUUCAUAACCUCGUAGCUGAUUGGAUUCUUCCAAGAUAAAUAAAGAUUCUGAUGCCUAUGAGAAGCGUUUGUUUCCGAUGUCUACAGAGCAUACACACUGAGAUGUCAGCACGGACAACACAUGCAUUAAAGCUCAACGUUAAGUGGUUAUCAAAGUUAUCAAAACGCACUAAUAAAUAUUUUACAAGAUGCCACAUUUGCCCAAAAAGGUUUCCCAUUAAAAACAAUUCUCGCCUUAAAACAAAAAUAAAUCCGCAUUUUGUAUCAGGCUUGCAAACUGACCUUGUGUUUGCCUGUGCUAUAAAAACAUGAAAAUUGCAACUAUAAUUCGCACGCACAGUCGCAGAAGUUCGAAAGCACACGAGCGUGUGGAUGCUGUGAUUUAAAAUACGCACUCUCGUAAGGAUUAUCACAGUGCACAUUCUUCCAGGCCACCGUAGCGCAUUAAACAGAACCUUGGACUUGCACAACUUCACGUCUAAAAACACAGCCGGCUGUAUAAGGCACACAGAGGCUGCUUUGCUUUAUUGCAUCAAGCGAUGAACCAUUUCUUUCUCCGUGUAUGGACCGUACGUUGACCUUCUUUCGCACCGUACGUACCCAACCGUGCGAAUUGUAGGCGAGAAUGAUGGUUGCAGUGCAUCACAGACAAGAAUCCCUCAGCUGUCAUUUGUAUUGUAAUGAGUGUUGCAAGCUGAAAGCACAUCUUGCUUAUGUCCAUAUUUGCACCACUCCCACUAACCAAAGUCUCGUGUCCCACGUGUCUCAUUCAGUACUCAAAACACCACCGGCGUGGCAAUUCAAUAUUGCCCAUUAAUGUGGAACGGAAUCUUGCACAGUAACUCAAAAAGGCAGCUCAUGAACACAUGAAGAUGGAAACACAUUUUAAGACAAAUAGGGCAACUUAUUUAAGCCUGUGCUGAUGAUACACUAUCGAAGGCAAAGUCCACAGUUUGCUUGUAUUUAAUCAAUACUGCUGGAAUUAUGCACUCCUCAAUGCCUUGUGGCCAAUGGGAUUUGUAAAAACACUUUUUUUACGUGAAGACGACAUCACGUCUUAUACGUAGGCUUUCAUGAUCAAUGUUACGAUUCAUAAUGAGUUACGCUUGGGUUUGAUCACGUAGGUAUAAUGCCAAUCUUUAACUAUAACCCACCACCACAAGACAGAGCCAACCAAGUCAAUCUGUCACGUGAACAAAUAUGCCACUUGAUUCAGAAAACCGGAAUGUUGAAGAUAAAGCAAACAUUUUAGUUUUUUAGAUAAAAUUGUCAAAACUUUGCUUGCUUUUCAACAUUUCUCCGUUUGUGCCGGUACACCAAAUUAAUUGGUGCAUUUACCCGUGCGAUGCGUCAACUUUGACUUGACCGGCUCCGUCGGGUACAGCUGAAAGCGUGAAUUACAUCAGUGUCCGCUCCGUUUUUUUUGCGGCGCACUGUGGCAGCUAUUGCUCGCGGAACGUUCGAGGCGACUCGCUGGCUCGAUCGGACGCUGCUCCCGUCACACGAACGGGUUUAAUUGUCUUUUAUAUUAAACCCGAUCAUCUGAGAUUGGGAGAAAUCCGGUUUAACUGGUUCUAAAAAAAAAAAACCCCCGAUGCCUGCCGCUGGAAAAAUUGGGUUUUUUCCACCUAUGCCACUUUGGCUUCCAUAAUCACACGUGGAGACCAAAACAAGAGGGCUUCUUCGCCAAUUCAGGCAAAUUGCCCCCAGCGAAAAUCUCGCGGUACUCAAAUUGUAAACGUUGCGGGUUUACUCUCCAACACACCGGCGUGCUGAAGUAGCAACUAAUGGGCGCGUUUUGUUUACGUGACAAACCUUACUAAUUGGCUGCGUCAGGUGGUGGUGGGGGUGGUGGGUUUAAUGGCACAUUCAUAUUUACGCGAUCUAACCCAAAACACAUUUAUCAUGGAUAUUGGUCGCAAUAGUCCGUGUUAAGCAAACAAAAUCCCCCCGACAUUUUCAUAACAGCAAUGAAUAAUAUAGAUUUGUUUCAAUAUAAACACUGGUCAUAUGUCUGGCAUCAAUUUAGUCUGCAUUUAAUCUGCAUACAGCAUUUUCAGCUACACAAUACAUAGGCUAAGAUUAAUUACUACAAUUACCAGCAGACUUGACAGUCUGUUUUAAGUACGCGGCCGUGUAUGGCAAGCGUACGGAGAGAGUUUUGGGCUCACAGAGUUUGUCGCAUGAUGAUUUGUAAACUGCUCCACCUGUAUACGGCUAAAAAAUAUCAAUGCACGCUUAGGGAAAUGCAAUAAUUUUCUGUGGGGGUGAGCAGCAGAAGACAAUGGGAGGUAGCUUAUGAUGAAAGCGAGUUGCAUGGUUUAGUGUAUCGCAUUAAAAACAGAUUGCCUUGUUUACUAUUUAAUGAGGCUAUAUUUGCACGGCUGUUUCAAUUUCACCCAAUGUUCCGAUAUAUAGGUCACGUUUGAAUUUGUUGAUAUAGAUUUUAUUUAAAUUAGAUUACAUCCCGCCUUUUAAAAAAUCGUUUUGCUUACAACAGCUGCUGGUGAUACGCAAAACACGAGUGUGUCAAUGUUCUUAUUAUAACUAACAUUAUUUUCUGAUUGUUGAUGCUUGUUUGACCAGGAAAUUUUCACCGAGUCCCAAGACUAUUUUCAGGAGGGUCCUACCGAAUAUUCGUAGCAGAGUGGGGGUGCGGGGGCGAUGUUACUGCUAUGUUAUAAUCACAAUUUCAGUAACUUGGAGGGUAAUUUUGCAGAAUUUGCAUAUUUGGCCUAUACCCCUUGCACUGUACGUAGUUUAAUCAUAAUUGGCUUCAUCAAGACAUGGGAGCAAUAUUUGAGCUGUAUUGGAGAGAACGCACCUUUUACAAUACGACCUCGAUAGUUUUACAACUACUGUGAGUAAGCAAACAUUUUUAAACAAAUGGUAACAUGUUCACGAUUAAAGUAGGUCCAAAUUCAUUGAAAAUGCCGUACGUUAUAUUUAGAUGACAUUAAAUACAUAAAAAAACAACCUCUUUAUUGAUGGGAGAUGCCAUUGGAGAUGUCAUUUUAACAAACGUGUUCAGAGCAAGAUUAUAUUCAAAGCCGAAAAAAAAACACAGUAAACUCGAUUAUCCGCGUGCGGUUUAGCCGAUCUGCGGAUUAACCGCGCACCUGAGAUUUUGAUAUCAAUUAAUAACUCGUGGAUUUUCCCUCAAGCCCAAAUUAAUAAUCUAAAAACAAUUAUACAAACAAGUCACGUGCUUAAACCGAACAAAUAUGUUGCUCCGGUUAAUCCGAAAUGCACGUGAUCGCCUCUACAGUACAGUAGUUGCAUAUUUUUUAUAACAGUGGGAGGAGUUUGAUUAAUAUUGAUUGGCAUGGCUCUGCUAUCCACUUAGUGGGCCAAGUCGUCUGCACGGGAGCAAGAAAGUGUUAUCACUGAGCACGCGCAUCGAUUGGUCAAUCGUUAAUAUUCAUUCUUAAUUUAUACAUGUAUUAGUGGAUCUGUGGAAAAUAGAUAUUUUUGGAUUAUGCGCGAUUUAGAAUUAUCCGCAUCCGUCCUCCCCAUCAUUAACGUGGAUAAUCGAGUCGACUAAUUUCAAAUUACGGAGAUUAUUUCAAGCGGGAAUUUAGGAUACAGUACUGUAUUACAGUAAGUCCUUUUUGCAUGAAAAAUGAUAAAGGAACAUACUUUCUUUUUUAAACAAGCUUUACGGUGACUUGUAUUUACGGAUACUCACUCGGAGAUAUUACAGGGUAAAUUUUUCUUAUAAAAAGAGGCGAUUAUUUGAACGUUUCUAUGGCUUAUCGAUUAUUGUACGAUUUGUCCAUUCUCGUCGUGGCCCUCAUUCAGCAGUGGUUUGACGAAGGGCUGUACGUGUACGCACAGCCAUCGUCGUUCAUUACGAACCUUUUUGAUAUAAAGCGUUACACAGCGUGGUAUAAUAUCAUCAGCCAACGGCAACUGCAGAGCCAACUGGCAUAACCCCAUCAUUGUGCUAGGUAAAAAAUAUUUUAAAAAUGUGUUGCGGAACAUCAAAACCAUUCGAUUAAAUUUCAGGACUUUUUUGUGUGUGUGCGAAAUGCACACGUGAAUUGUUCGGAUUAACCAGAGCAACACAACAAUGAACCAUUCUCAACGAGCCUUAAAUUAUAUUAUUAAGAACGGCAUGUCCUUUGGGGUUCGAGCCCAGCGGGCUCCCUGAUUAAUACUGUGGUUGUGAUAACCAUAAUAACACUACACGCCAUCCGCUUCACAGUGCACGUUAGAAGACCCCCUGGAGUAAUUAGAACAAGUCUACGUGGCUCUUGUGUGCCGGUGUCAUGCUCCAAAUUUGCCAAAUUAGAACAAAAAUAUCCAAAAUUUACACCGAGCAAGUAUUCCCCCCCCCACGUCCCCCUCACCUCCACCUAAUGCCCAUUUGCAGGCUGAGCCACCUUGUGCCCAGAGACAUCUCCCACCAAGGGAAGCUCUUUAAAAUGAGACGUAAGGCGCAUAUCGCUGUCAGAUGCCCCUGCGAAGAGGCCCGCUCUGUCAAAAAAUCAAAUCGGUGUUAUGUAAAUAUGGGGUGGCAAUACAUUGUUUAGAUACCCAACUGAUUUCCGAUGCCCCUCUCUUACUUCCUACUCAACAGCUGAUUGAGUAUUGUGAAAGCGAUGGCUCCGUGUCGCACGGGGGGAUAGCGUUACGAGAUGAAACACGUGCGGAGAGAUUGGAAACAACAAUAAAAUGUUGUUUCCUCUCAUAUUGUCACCCGAUUAUUUUACCGGGACAUCUAUAACUUGUUCGCCCCGUACAUUAUUUAAAUUGCCUCCUGGUGUAAUUGUGCAGUACCGACUUCGUUUUUAAUGCCUAUAUUCAAAACUGUUGCCAGAAUGAGAUUCGCAUUGGCGCGAUUUCAC
This is a messenger RNA of Lethenteron reissneri (Far Eastern brook lamprey), 9580 nucleotides long. RefSeq names its product dynein 2 intermediate chain 2 (gene DYNC2I2). Lineage: Eukaryota; Metazoa; Chordata; Hyperoartia; Petromyzontiformes; Petromyzontidae. The record is from RefSeq and is a predicted model, not a curated record. Gene Ontology annotation, cellular component: cytoplasmic dynein complex; ciliary plasm. Gene Ontology annotation, molecular function: dynein light chain binding; dynein heavy chain binding. Gene Ontology annotation, biological process: intraciliary transport.